Molecule: messenger RNA, 324 nt
Organism: Penicillium canescens
Lineage: Eukaryota; Fungi; Ascomycota; Eurotiomycetes; Eurotiales; Aspergillaceae
Exons: 1
Coding region: 1-324 (107 amino acids)
Source: RefSeq, a predicted model, not a curated record
AUGUCGCCAAUUAACAGAUCAUUUCAAGACAGUGAGAAGCAGUCGCCGGGCAGCCCAACAGAGAAAGUUACAAAAUUCUGUCCAGUGUUGGAUCCGGACCCAGUGUUGGACCAGCCGUCGGUCGUCAUCUCCAACUGCCGUUCCCAAGCGCGAGGAACGAAGAACACUGUCUCAACAACACGAAUGGCCUCUUCGAACAGGAAGCGAGACCGGGAUGAGUAUAUAUCUGAUGACAGAAGCGAUGACCCUGAUGGCCUCGACGAUGCGGACUACGUGGGCGAAAACGGUGAAGACGCACAUGGAAACAGCGUUCCUUUCCAUUGA